Molecule: messenger RNA, 1881 nt
Organism: Helianthus annuus (common sunflower)
Lineage: Eukaryota; Viridiplantae; Streptophyta; Magnoliopsida; Asterales; Asteraceae
Exons: 1
Coding region: 1-1881 (626 amino acids)
Source: RefSeq, a predicted model, not a curated record
AUGCCUCCACGCAAGGAAUCCUCUUCGGCUGAGGAGGCUAUCCAAAACCUCUGCGAUAAACUCGAUCAAUCCAAUGCCCGCUCCGAUGCUCAGUUUCAAGCCCUGCAAUCUGCCCUCCAGCAACAAAUGGAACUUUCCAACAAGUUGCUUUCAUCUCUGGCGCUUGAAAAAGAGACGAAGACCACCAGGAACUUGUCGUUUGGUUCCUUUGGCCCCGGCUCUUCGGACUCCAACCAUCCCCGUCAACCGAAAGUAACUCUUCCUUCCUUCGAUGGGUCUAAUCCCUUGGAUUGGAUCUUCCAAGCUAACAACUUUUUCAAGUAUUUCAAAAUUCCCGACACCGAACGCGUCCACCUGACCCAGUUCUAUUUUACCGGUGAAGCCUUGAGUUGGUACAAGUAUCUCGAUAACAAUGAUCUCCUUGGCUCAUGGCCGGAGUUCUCCCGUGAAUUGGAAUUGCGUUUUGGACCCUCCUCAUACGCAAAUCACCAAGCCGCCUUGUUCAAGCUUACACAAUCCACUACUGUUACCGCCUACCAAACCGAAUUCGAACGUCUAUGCAACUUCGUUGUGGGACUUCCCAAAGAUGCCUUACUCAACUGUUUCAUCUCCGGCCUCACACCUGAAAUUCAGUCCGAACUCGCCAUCUAUAAACCAACCACCUUGCAUCAGGCUUAUGGCCUUUCCAAACUCGUUGAAGAUAAACUCAACAUCUCGAAACCGUCUUUCUCUUCAAACCGAUCCUUUACACCUAAGACCUCGUCCACCUACUCAUCCAACCAAACGUCCACCACAACUACUAAUACUGCCAAACCUCUACCAUCACCAUCUGCCCCACUGUUACCCAACCCACCAGCCGCUGCAACCACCUUACCGUUCACUAAACUCUCCCUCGAAGCCUUGCAAAAACGUCGUGCCGAAGGGUUAUGCUUUCGCUGCCCAGAAAAGUAUACCCCGGGUCACAAAUGUAACCCACCCAACUUUCUGUUGAUCGCCGACAAUGAAGACGACCCCUCAACCCCGGAUCCAACCGUGCAACUGCCACCGCCAACCCCAAACAAUGAUCCCAACCAAUUUUUUUCUCUGUCACCGGCAGCCUUUAUGGGUUUUCCAUCACCACAAGCUUUACGUGUUACCGGGUAUGUCAACAACCAGGCCGUCCAAGUUCUCAUCGACUGCGGUAGUACCCACGACAUCAUUCAACCACGGAUCGUUUCAUUCUUGAAACUACCACAGGUACCGAUCCCCUCGUUCUCGGUUAUGGUCGGAAGUGGUGAUCAUAUUGUUUGCCAGGGCAAGUGCCCAGAAUUUACCAUUCACUUAUAUAAUACCCCAUUUCAGAUACCGGUUUUUGUUAUGCCGGUGCAAGGCGCUGAUGUAAUCUUAGGGUUGUCUUGGCUAAGCACGUUAGGACCACUAAUGGCUGACUUUUCAAUUCCUCAAAUCACAUUUAAUGUUGGCCAUAAAGCUGUAACCCUACGUGGAGAAAGCCACUCAAACCAAGUCUCACCUAAUUCCCUUCAAAACCUAAUACAAAAAAAUAGUGUUGCUUCAUUGCAUGCUAUAUUUUUUCAAUGUGAAACCCAUGCACAACCACUCACACAACACCAUGACAUCCACAUUCAACAACUGUUAGCCAAAUACCAAAUAAUCUUUGACAUCCCAAAACAACUACCACCUAACCGUAGCCACGACCACCAUAUCCCUACCGUUCCAUCAUCUAAACCGAUUAAUGUGAAGCCCUAUCGGUACCCUCACUACCAAAAGCAAGUGAUGACAGCCAUGAUUCAGGAAAUGCUUAAGGAGGGGGUCAUUCAACCAAGCCAAAGCCCUUAUUCGUCACCAGUCUUGUUGGUAAAAAAGAAAGACGGGUCGUGGUGA